AUGGCGACAUUAAAAUUAAAAGAACGGCAGCCUGCCGAAGAAAUUGAGAGCUGGGACGACGAUGGCGACUUCCUUCUCGACGGGGACGAUCUUAGCAGGCGCACGUCGACCAAUUUCUGCAACGCGCCCCUCCGCCGCAGAGACUCUACCUCGUCUCAUGUAUCCUUUCGAUCCGAAAUCGAGUCGAUGCAAGGAGACGAACAGCAGUUCCAUAUCCCUGGCGACGACGAAAGCUCAACCAUGGAUGCCAUCGCCGCUGCUCAGCAUGCUGGCAUCCCUCUACCCCAAAACGUGCCAACAUCGGCACUAAUGGGAGGAACCAUCAAGCGUCUAGGAGGACGCAAAAUUCAGAAAAUUAUUCAGGACGAUUGGGAACAUGAUUUGGAGCUACCCGAAUUCUCCAAGGGACUCGCCAUGAAGCCCAAGGAUUCCGUCGACUUUCCGGAUGCUCUUCGACAAGUCAGUGCUGGCUCCCUCCUGGACAGCCCAACGCGUUUUGAAAAAUCGCCACCUACAACUAUGGUGCCGUCUGCUCCCGCUCGAUUUGAACCCAUCCUAGCAGCCAAGUCUGCAACGAGCGCACUGACCUCCGCCAUCAACUUGGACAAGUUUAAAGACACCGACGACGACGACUUCUUUGGCGAGGGCCCUGCCACGGUUCGCGCCCCCAGCCUUCCAAGAGGUCGUCAACAGGCCAACCCUGUGUCUUUUAUCACACCUCCAACGCCUCAAAAGAAGGACUCCAAAAAGGCAGGCGAUGAUGAUUUUGAAAAUGAUCUGGAGCUGCCCUCAGAUGGGAAGUUGACGCUUUCAACGAGGAGGGAUAUUCCCAUCACGCCGUCGCAGGUCGACGAUCUGGACUGGGGCGAAGGCAGCCUGGGCACUCGCUGGGGCGGAACCCGACGUGAUGGACGGUCAAAUAGGAGUUCCUCUGCAUCUGCACUCAGCCCUAGCAUUUCUAGUUCGGUCACUGCGGAGAGUGAGGAUGAGACCUUUGAUGGCCUCUUGCUCCCUACUGGUCCUUUAAAUUUCCAGGAGCGACUCAAGCGUCGCAAGCACAGCCCUUCCCCAUCGAGGUUGACUGUCGAUACACAGAUUGCCAGCGCCACUACCACCCCAAACAAACCACACAUGGAACCUGAGCGUCAAGAUCCUCUUGAUGGCUUAGAUAUCGGUGAUGGCGAUGUAUUCGAGUCUGCGAAGCUUUCUCUGCACCGAAACAUCAAAAUCAAGGAGUCGCAACCCGCUAGCCCUGCGCGACCAAAGACUGCCGUCUCUUUGACAUUUACUAAUAAGUCUGGCGGUCGUAUACCACGUCUAAGUCAUGAGCGUUCACGCUCUACCGCCCUGGAGCCAGUCUCGGAAAGCGGCGGCCCUAUCCAGCAGAGAAGUCGCCGUCCUCAGUCUCGCCUCGGGCACUCUGCACAUUCAUCUGUGGUCAGCGUACCGACGCCGACGACUCUGCACGCUCCUCCUUUCCCGCCAUCUACACCGCGCCGGAGAGAAAUAACGACUAGAUCAUCAUACACCAGCCUGCGAAAUGACACUGGAUCUACAACAAACUCGCAGCUUCUACGCCAAAAGCGAUCCAUGCCUGCGGUUCGGCAAGCAAACUCUGCCAUGAAGCCCCCGACUACCCGGUCAGAUCGGCCACCAUCAAGGGAUGGUAGCCGACCACAAUCCGGUCUCCGACCCAAGACACCAGUUGAGCGCAUUCGACAGCAAGAGAGUCCGACGUCGCACUCCAAAAAGACGCCUAUGUCUUUCAUACCUGUCGGAACCGCGCAGCACACGUCACACCAGGGGGCCUCCAAAGGGAUGAGACAUUUUCGUCGAUGGGAUUCUGAGAAUGCUAUUGACACUCGCUCUAUAUCUCGAACAUUUUCACGCUCAGCUAUGCGUUCGCCUAGCCCUCAGCGAUAUAAAGUCGCCGCUGACACUUGGGAGAGGCUUAGCAAGCCCAAAAACAAGCGCAACUUUGGUGACGGUCAUGAGUUGGACGGUUUUGACGAUCUGCCCACAUCCAAGGACAUUGAGACUCGCUUUUUGCGGCAACCAAACGCGGCUGCUCUGAAGUCUGCCCCAAAAAACAAGACGUUUCAAAGUUUGAUUCCCGACCGAGGUGCUACUCCUGCACCUCAAUCGCCCGCGAGACCCAUGUCGGGCACGCCCCGUUUUGCGCGUGAUACCGCGGCAAGUCGUAUUGCUCGCGAGACAUCACUCGCAAAUCGAAUUCCUGCAAACGGCCCGCUUGCUACUAUAUCAGCGCAGCGCGGCACGAACCUGCCUCCACGACCAACUCCCAACCCGCAGCUGCCUUCGCAACAUAUAAUUCGAACAAAGAAGCCUUCUAAGCGCGUGCAACAGCAAAAGCCGCACUUGAUUGCAAACUUGAACAGUGGCAAAGAAUCCAAAACCGUCAAUGGCAUGUACUAUAAUGCCGACACUUUUCGAUGGGAGGGCAACGAGAACGUUUUAAAUGCCUUUGAUCACACUUCGACGCAAUCGCCGGUGCCAUCUCCCGCACACCUCGCGCGAGAGAAGGAUGUUACAACACCCCGCCCAGCUCUCAUCACCAAUAUCAGCUCUACCAAAGGAGUGCAAGUUGUUGGCGGCAUGGUCUUUGAUCCGCAGAACAUGUGCUGGCUCAAAAUUGGGCAGCAAACCAACCCCGUGUCAGAAGCAAGCGACACGAUGGAUGGUUUUGAUGCCCUGGACCUGGAGGAAGAAGAGGACGUCUUCAAAGACAUUCCUGAUUUGGACGACAAUGGUGCUGACGACACGCGAGGACAGGGCCGUGUCAGUGACAUCAAAGAUGAGUGGCUCGUUGGAGAAGAGUUCGAUGUUGGUCCCGAAUUUAUUAGGAGACAGCGUGAAGAGGAGGACCGUUGGAGACGAAAAUGCGAGAAGUGGAUUGGUCGUGGAUCCCGGGAUCGCGACACCUGGAGGUGGACGAUUCGCGAGCUGGUUUCGCAGUUUGAUGACCUGUCUGUCUAA
Molecule: messenger RNA, 2997 nt
Organism: Beauveria bassiana ARSEF 2860
Lineage: Eukaryota; Fungi; Ascomycota; Sordariomycetes; Hypocreales; Cordycipitaceae
Product: cytokinesis regulator
Exons: 1
Coding region: 1-2997 (998 amino acids)
Biological process (GO): mitotic spindle orientation checkpoint signaling; regulation of Ras protein signal transduction
Cellular component (GO): SIN/MEN two-component GAP complex; mitotic spindle pole body
Molecular function (GO): GTPase activator activity
Source: RefSeq, a predicted model, not a curated record